Molecule: messenger RNA, 1689 nt
Organism: Nipponia nippon (crested ibis)
Lineage: Eukaryota; Metazoa; Chordata; Aves; Pelecaniformes; Threskiornithidae
Source: RefSeq, a predicted model, not a curated record
AUGGCUGCCUCGCACGCAGCGGAGCUGGAGGGCCGAGGCAGGAGUGCCGACGCCGUGCGAGGCCGGAAGGCCAACCUCAGCCAGCACGUCCAGGAGCUGCGCGACAUCAUCGCCUUGCAAGAGCAAGGGAGGAAGGUUUUUGCGCAGUCGUGUGAGGAAAAGCUCAGUCAGAACAGACAGCUGCUCCCCCGCCUGCGUGAGGCGGUGCAGGAGGACGUCCGUGCCCUGGGCAUUGUCCAGAAGUGCAACAAGCUCAGCAUCUCCGAGGCUUGCAGAGUGCAGAAGCACUUGGGCGUCGGUUUGGCCAGGAACACGGUGGAGGUGGCCAAGGAGAAGCUCCGAGCCGAGAUCUUUGACCAGGUGAACACGUCCAACAUGCUGCUGUACCAGAUCAGGCAGCACAGCCGAGUCCGGGACGAGCUGCAGAGGCGACUGCAGCAGCUGCAGGAUGCCGAGAUGGGUGACAAGCAGCACCAGGAGCAGGUGCAGAGGAUUCGCCAGCUGGAUAACAACAUGGAGAAGAUGCUCGCGAAAGUCCACGCUGGACAGAAGGUGACCGCCUGGUACCUGGCGGUGCGGGAUGUCCUGAGGAAGGAGCUGGCCCACCUGCAUCUGCACCUGGAUCUCCUGUGCGGGAAUCUGUACCACGGGGAGCUGGUAGACAUGGAAGUCAUGGCCUCAGAUACCCUCAAAGCCGCUGAUGUAACCAAGGAGGACAUGGCCAAGAUGGAAACCCGGUUCCUUGCGGAGAGAGAGCUCAGGCACCGCUCCCUGGCCGCCCAGAAGGUGCACACCGACAGGCUCUGGCUCAAGGAAGCAAGCGAAAGGCACCUGAGAGCGCAAGCCAGGUACGAUCUCGCUGUGGACUUCCCGACCCUGCAGCCGCAGGACCCGCUGGUGGGUGACAAACUGGAGGCCACCAAGUCCCAGAUGGAGCAUGUGGCCCAGGUGACUGAGAAGAUGGAGAAGGCCAAGGCUGCAGUGCAGUGCUCCCGCCUCUGGGACAUCCCCAGCAGGCUUCUGGCACAGCAGAAGUCCUCAGUGGACCUGGAGCAGUACAUCAAGGAGUGCGAGGAGAAGAAGCAGGCGCUGAAAGAGACGCUGAAGGAGCUGGAGCUGAAACGGGCUGAGCUGAAGUUUCACCAGCCCCCCAACACAACCAGUUGUAUGGAUGUGAAUGUGGUUGGCUCCAGCAUGCUGGAGGAGGAGCUGAGGAUGAAGCUGCAGUGGGAAAAGGCUCGGCUGGAGCAGAUGCAAGCCCAUACACUGAGGAAUGAGGAGCUCCUGCUCCAGUUUGAAAACGGCAUCGACAACCUUGUCUUCCGCCUGCAUGGCAUCACCGUGCCCGGCCAGGACAAUUCUGUCAAGGCCAUGGGGGUGGAGGAGAAGCUCCAGCACUGCGGGCAGAAGCUGCGGUACCUGAUGCAGCGGGUGGCCAACCUGUCCCCCGACAGUCACAGCCUUGACGAGGACAACGAGACUUUUGUGAAGGUCAGAAAUUUUCUGGAGAAAACAAUUGCAAAUGAUCCACGGAACCUGAAGGUUUCCUUCGAGGACACAGGCAGCAGUGUCCAAGACCCCUUUGAUUUUGCUGACAAAGACCAUGGCCAUGUCCCCACCCGGGAAGACAUCAAGAAGCAGGGGCUGCAACUGAUUGAAAGCAAGAAGAAAAGUGGCAAGAAGAAGUAG